ACGGAUUUGACGACCUCCUGGCCCCCUCACAUGACGCGCUUUCAAAUCCCUUCGCAGAUCCUUUCGCGAAACCCAGGUCCAACUCACCCGACCCUUGGUCAAGCUUUGGACAGGACCCUUCACCAUACAAUGAAGAGGCGGCAGCGUUUGGCGGCUCGUCGUCAAAUGCGCUGCGGCACGAUGCGUUUGCGGACAUCGGCGGAUUUGAAGACUAUCGCGACAGCGCGCCAGACCCGCUCGACAGUGCCGCAUUCAACUCGGAAGAGGCCAGCACAGAUGACUUGCAGGAGUCUACACCGACGGCCCACGCGACGUCGCCUCUGGCCCGUGGUUUCCGGGAAAGUGUAUCGGAGGAGCCCGUACACCAACCUCCCGAGCUGCAACCCCCGCUGCGGGAACUCACCCCGCCAGUCGAGGAGCCUACGAAGGCACCUACACCACCUCCAGAACCCAAGACGAGUCCUACUGCAACAUCUGCUCGCCUGCCUGGCCAUGUCUCGCGAGGUUCGGUCGCGUCCUCAGCUUCCUCUCAUGUUGCGUCUAUCAAGGCUGCGCCCGUGUCAUAUAACCCGCUUGACCAGCCUUCGAAUGCGUUUGAACGUUCCAUCGCUGGCCUUUCGAUAGGUGGCGAGGCGCUGGGAGGAUGGGGGGACACGGGCGGAUGGCAGAGUACGCAACACGCGUUCGGUGGAACGGGUCCGGUCUCGAGUAUUGCUCGGGAAGAGAGCGUGUCGGACGAUGACGAUGACGAUGACCGGCCAAUUGCACAGACGAUGGCAGCACGGGUUGCCUCGCGGGAGCGUGAGCAAGCACCCACGUCGCCCUCCGAGGCGAGUUCCUCGUCGCCUGUGAAGAAAGACAACGGCAUACAGCCCACUUUUGUAAUCAGUGUAGAUGACCCGCAGAGAGUCGGUGAUCCUAUCCGCGCGUACACCAUGUACACGGUUCACACCAAGACCACCUCGCCCAUGUACAAGAAAUCGACUUUCUCCGUCCUCCGGCGGUACUCUGACUUCCUGUGGCUGUACGAAACGCUCUCCAUGAACAACCCCGGAGUGGUCGUGCCCCCAGUCCCGGACAAGAACCCCUUCGGCCGGUUCGACAACGAAUUUGUGCAGCAGCGCCGGCUCGCGCUCGAGAAGUGCAUCCAGAAGAUCGCAGCGCACCCAGUCCUGCAGAAGGACGCGGACCUGAAGCUGUUCCUGGAAAGCGAUACCUUCUCCCUCGACAUCAAGCACCGCAAAGCGGAGAUUGCGCAGGAGAAGGGUGGCCUUAUGAGCGCGAUUGGCCAGACGAUCGCCGGUCCUCGGUUCCACGAAACUGACGAGUGGUUCGACAGGCAGAGGUCGUACCUGGACAGUCUGGAGACACAACUUCGAGGUCUCGUGAGGUCCAUUGAGGCUGUAGCCAAGCAGCGCUCAGACGUGGCCGCUGCCGCGGGCGAUUUCGCGCAGACAAUCGCAGACCUGGCUGCAUGCGACGUCGGAAAGCAGCUGUCCUUGUCGCUGUCAGGGCUGGCAGAGGUCGAGCGGAAGGCGCAGGAGCUCCAGUCGUCUCAGGCGAACGACGACGUGAUUACGAUCCUGAGCACAGCGGACGAGUACACACGCCUCAUCAACUCCGUCAGGCUCGCGUUCAGCUCGCGCAUCCGCGUGUACGGCGCGUGGCAGACCGCGGACGCACACCUGAAGCGCACGAAGCAGACGCACGAAAGCAACCGCGCACAAGGCAAGCUCGGGCCGGAGAUGCUCGGGCGCUCCCUCGCGAUCGUCGCGGAUGCGGAGCGGCGUGCGCUCGACGCGAAGAACGAGUUCGACCACGUCUCGCGCCUGGUGAAGCACGAGACGGCGCGGUUUGAGCGCGAGCGCGUCGAGGACUUCAAGGCUGCGCUCGAGGCGUUCCUCGAGGGCAUGAUUACCAGGCAGAAGCAGCUUAUCGGUGCAUGGGAGAGCUUCCAGCAAACGUUGCUGAAGCGGGUCACGCCGCAAGCGCAGCGUCCGCCAGACUCCCCGAUCGCCUUCACCACAUAGGACGGGUUACGCACGUCGUUUUCGGAAACACAUUGUUAUCACUAUAAUGUCGAUCGUGGAUGAGCAUCAGAAUAUACAUAUCGGUCUUAGCUGUAUACGAUGUAUAUGACAGGGGGGUGUGAGGAUGUCCACUACGAACAGCAGCACUAUCGAUCGCCGUAAGCGACAGCGGCUCACUCCCAGUAUCUCGCCUGCUUCGCGUCUCCCUGCUCUGCGCCCGCGAUCUCCAGGAAGUCGGACGGGCGUUCGCGCUUGAGCGGCCUCCGCCUGUUGUUCAGCGGCAGCCGCUGGUACGCCGAGUCCUGGCCCGCCGGCUGCUGGUUCGGGAACGGGUUCGUCCACUGCCUAUACUCCUGCUGCUGCUGCAUGCCCAUCCCGCCACCCAUACCUCCACCACUCAUACCUCCACCACCC
Molecule: messenger RNA, 2444 nt
Organism: Trametes versicolor FP-101664 SS1
Lineage: Eukaryota; Fungi; Basidiomycota; Agaricomycetes; Polyporales; Polyporaceae
Product: Vps5-domain-containing protein
Exons: 9
Coding region: 774-2030 (418 amino acids)
Biological process (GO): retrograde transport, endosome to Golgi; protein retention in Golgi apparatus
Cellular component (GO): endosome
Molecular function (GO): phosphatidylinositol binding
Source: RefSeq, a predicted model, not a curated record